UCUGGAAAGAAAGAAAAAGUUUCUCAAGCGGAUGAAAACUUCAACGGAUUGGUACAUCUCUAAUACACGUACGAGUUCUUAAUGACCUGAUAUGAUCUCCAACGUUUUAUUUCUUCCAUUUUCGUUAUCUUCUUCAGCUUCUUCUCGAAAUUCAAUUGUAUUAUUCGUCUAAUUUGAUCGGAAGCAUCGAGAAUUUGGGAACGAAUCUUUUGAAUAUUGAUCCGAUCAAACGUUUUGGAGGAGUCUCUUCAGGUUAGUAGAAUGAGUAGAAAGAGAACAGAAAACGACACUGAGUCAAGUGCAGCAGCCACUCCGGUGGAUAGAUUCGGGUUCCUGAAGCAAGAACAUGCCAAUUCACCAGAGCGUUUCAGCAAGGGUAGAACAGCAGCAUCCACUGACCAUGACAGAGAGGAGAGGAAGUUGAGAAAAUGGAGGAAGAUGAUUGGGGUUGGAGGUAGUGACUGGAAGCAUUACGUUAGAAGGAAACCUAAUGUUGUCAAGAGGCGUAUUCGAAAAGGGAUCCCUGAUUGUUUAAGAGGUCUUGUUUGGCAGUUAAUCUCUGGAAGCCGUGACCUUUUGCUUAUGAAUCCUGGUGUUUAUGAGCAAUUGGUGAUUUACGAGACAUCGGCAUCAGAACUUGAUAUCAUUCGAGACAUAUCCCGUACUUUCCCAUCCCAUGUUUUCUUUCAGAAGAGGCAUGGUCCUGGACAAAGAUCGCUAUACAAUGUCCUUAAGGCCUACUCAGUUUAUGACAGAGAUGUUGGAUAUGUUCAGGGGAUGGGUUUUAUAGCUGGUCUGUUACUUCUUUAUAUGAGCGAAGAAGAUGCGUUCUGGUUAUUAGUUGCGUUACUCAAAGGAGCUGUUCAUGCUCCAAUGGAAGGAUUGUAUCAUGCGGGGCUUCCUCUUGUACAACAAUACCUGUUUCAGUUAGAAAGCUUGGUAAAGGAGCUAAUUCCAAAGCUAGGAGAACAUUUUACCCAUGAAAUGAUCAAUCCUAGCAUGUAUGCAAGUCAAUGGUUCAUCACCGUCUUCUCUUAUUCAUUUCCUUUCCCUUUGGCUCUUAGGAUAUGGGAUGUGUUUCUCUCUGAGGGAGUUAAAAUUGUGUUCAAAGUCGGCUUAGCAUUGUUGAAGUAUUGCCAAGCUGAGCUGGUAAAAUUACCGUUUGAAAAACUCAUACAUGCACUGAAAACAUUCCCUGAAGAUGCAAUGAAUCCGGAUACCUUACUUCCAUUGGCCUACCCCAUUAAGGUAUCAAAGCGUUUGGAAGAACUGAAAGUGGAAUAUGAUAAGACUAAUGCUAAACCUGUUCUACCGUAAGAAAACUGGUUAGGCCAAUAUCCUGUACACAUAAGCUUGGAUUCGAAUUCUUUACUGGUCCUUUUUUAUCUUAUCUUAUUGGAAUAUAUUCAUCUUUCAUCAUAUAUGUCAAGUUGGGUGGGACUCUCUUUUUCAGAAACCGCUCUGAUUCUUCUUAGCAACUUCUGGGAAAUAAGAAGUUUAUAUACCUGCCCCAACUUUGUGUAUACUAACUUUUGCUUUGUAGAAAAAAAUCUCAUUAUUAUAAAUGUGAAAGGUAUUAAUCAUGUUGUUUAAAAUCUUUUGUUAAGCAUAUGCUUGUACAAAAUCUCAAAAAGUUU
Molecule: messenger RNA, 1637 nt
Organism: Eruca vesicaria subsp. sativa (arugula)
Lineage: Eukaryota; Viridiplantae; Streptophyta; Magnoliopsida; Brassicales; Brassicaceae
Source: the annotation of a GenBank genome assembly